This is a messenger RNA of Triticum aestivum (bread wheat), 1260 nucleotides long. RefSeq lists its product as uncharacterized. The record is from RefSeq and is a predicted model, not a curated record. The transcript has 7 exons. NCBI's taxonomy places the organism in Eukaryota, Viridiplantae, Streptophyta, Magnoliopsida, Poales, Poaceae. The coding region runs from base 17 to 1129 and encodes 370 amino acids.
GGCUGAGGUAGACGAGAUGGCCAAUCCAGUAUUGCCAAGCGUGCCAAUUCGUAUGUCCAUGGGGUCUUUUGGACAAUUUUAUCUAAAUGGUGGCCUAGCUAAUGUGCCACGGCCUGAUGAAAACAUGGGGUUUGUGCACCUGGGGAAGAGAAAAGAAAGAGACUUUGACGAGGGGGGUGAGAUAAUUAUUUACGAGGGGAAACGCGCCCCUCCUAUAGAAUUGAAUCUGUUGUCAAGUUUUGGAGCUGACAACUCUAGCAGCAGCUCCGUGCCAUGCAUGCAUCACGGGAGAUCUCCAUUCAGCAUACCUGGCUUCACUUACGAGUUUGUUUCACCAGCAGUCGCCAACAAAGGAUGGGAAAACAUGACUCAGUGCUCACGUGAUGUUUUAGACAGUACAUGGUUUGAUCUCGCUGGGCCGCCCCACAUCGUAAUGUCCGGGAGCGAGUUCUAUGCAUACUUUUAUCAGCCGGGGGGGCUUGAUGACAAGGGUUUUGAGGUUGUAAACAUGGUUAUGGUUGAGCAUGAUGGAAGGUGGCACAAAAGCUCUGACAGGAGCCGUUUCCGUCACCCUUUGCCGCCGUACUUUGUGGCCAAAGUCAUGGAGGAAGGGUACGAUUUCUUGACUGGUCCUUACAUAAAAAAACUGUUUGUUGGAGAGCGCGUGCGUUACAAUGUGAAGACAUGCCGUCUGAUACUGGUCCCUAUGAAGGGUGGGAGCGGCUACCACGUGUUGUACAUCUUCGACAUGAUGAAGAAAAUUGUCCACGUGAUGGAUCCUAAGAGGGCGCACUACAAUAUUGUUGAGCUCGAAAGGAAGCAUACAGGAUGCAUCGACAGGCUCCUGUUCGCACUGUGCAAGUGCAUAGAGACGUUUUUCGAUGGGUGGCAUGUUAGAGAGGAUGAAUUCACAAGAAAAGCGCACCGCAUGAUGCACGAGCCGUCCUCAAGCAAUGACUCCACCUUCUACAACAUUCACUGCAUGUGGUGGUUUGAUGGUGAAUACAUGCAGAAAGAGAUCUGGCAGGACCAGCUAACACCGUUCAGACAGCAACUCAUGAGAAUGGUUCUCAUCCUGCUCGGAAAAAGAGCGCUGCCUCCACAGGACGUGGUGGACCCUGACGUGUGAUGGAUAGAGGGUUUCUCGUCCGAUAAUUUUCAUAAUUCAUAGUUUAAUCGCUUGACCAAUAUUUGACGUCUCGCACUAGUAUUUGUAUAAUUAAAACUAUCGUCUGGUGGAUCUUGGUCAUGUUGAAAACA